AUGAAAGGUAGUCUAGGAGGAGCACUCAUCUCACUGUCUAUGUCUUGGCAUCUCAGACUGAUUGAAUGUGCCUUGAACGUAAGUUGGGGUGAACGAAAGCAGGAGGGAGAGGGAAAGAAAGGAGAUAAAGUUGAGAAGCCGCAGGUCAUGAUGAUCCAUGUCCUAGUGCUUGGCCUGUGCUUGGCCAUCUCCAGCAGCUGUUGGUCGGGCAGGGCCCCAGGACCUUCUGCCACAACUGCUGAGGAGAGCACCAGUGUCAUGGAGCAAAUCCGCUCGAAGAAGUUUCUGGUCAUCCUCGGCUUUCACAUGACCAUGAUUUUCACAUAUCGUUGCAUGCUAAGCUUCCGCUACGAUGAGCUCAUGUGGAAGAAGGCGACCUUCGCAAGCUCUAUGGAUGUGCAGUGGCAGCUGGACAUUUUCACGGUUUCGCAAUACAGCCUCAACAUAUUUAUGAUCCCAGUCUUUGCAUACGUGGUGGAGAAGUUUGGGCACCGACAGGCCCCAUACCUGCUCUGCGCAACCUUACACCUGCUUUGGCAGUGCAUGCGUCUGGUUCCUGGCCAAUGGAUCUUGCCGCUCUUCGACUUGACCACGGCAAUGCACCGCCAUGCCUUCGCGUCUACGCACUACAUGUUCUUGAGCGCCGAGUUUCCCACGCAGGUCUAUGCGCGGCUGAUUGGAAUUGGUCAUUUGGUAGCUGCAUUUGUCAACCUGCUCCCGACGCCUCUGUUGGCCUUGGUUUUCUGGCACUUUGAAGGCGACUUCAUGGUCCUGCUGCUGAGCCAGCUAUGCAUUGCAGUUGCCCUGUUCCUCAUAACGAACUUGGCGUGGCCAUUCAAGCCGGAGACAGAAGCAGAGAAGAACCUGGAAAAGCUGACAGCAUAG
Messenger RNA from Symbiodinium pilosum, 885 nucleotides. The record is from the annotation of a GenBank genome assembly. NCBI's taxonomy places the organism in Eukaryota, Dinophyceae, Suessiales, Symbiodiniaceae.